AUGGUCGCUGAAUCUUUCAAGCUGAAAUGCGACAAUGAUUCGCCUCUUUGCAGCAAUUGUCGUGCGUAUGGCAAAGACUGCGUCUAUGUGGAAAGAUCGAAACGUGCCAGGCCGACAAACGCUGUCAUCUCCGCCUUGCGUGAGGAAAACCUUGGCUUGCGUUCUCAGCUUUCUGCUGAACCGUCCAAUGACCACGCCGGCACGCUCUCGCACGUUGCACUUCAAGAUGUCCCAUCAGAUACACUGCCUCUUCCGGUGUCCCAGGCUUCUAGGGUCCACAACCGGGCGCCUGCGUCCAUCAGCAACAACGCCACAUAUCACGGCCCUACGAGCACACUAUAUGAAGAUGCUCCCGCAGCAAGACAUUCGCAGAAAUGGUUUUCGGGCGAACGUGAGUCUCGAAUGUCUACUUCCCUGUUUGCGGAAGCUGCCAAGCAGAGACAGCUGGAGGCUGUAAAUGCCGCUCGCGGGCUGCUUGACUUCGACGGUCUCGAUCCAGAGAUGGGUCUCCACCUACUGAAUCUUCACUGGAAUCGACAGCACCAUUCGUUCCUGGUAACUUACCGUCCAGCGUUUAUGCGCGACAUGGCGUGCGAUGGGCCGUAUUUCUCCAAGAUCUUGCUAAAUGCCAUCUAUUUUGGAUCGUCCAAGUUUAGCCCUCGAUUGGAGCUUCGGACAGAUCCCAGCGACGUGCGCACGGCUGGUGCAAAAUUCAGACAACAUCUUCUGGGAGAAGCAAUGGAUCAAUCUAGAAUCACAACAAUCCAGGCUCUCCUACAAAUGACCAAUUCCUUGUUCGCUCUUGGCGACGAGCAAAGCGCAGCAUGGCUAUAUGCGGGCCUCGCCUUUCGUAUGAUAAUCGAUCUAGGUUUACACAUUGAUGCGAUCCUGAUGACCGACAUUCGUGGACUCUCGGAUGAGGAUUUAGAGGUGCGAAGACGUGUGUUCUGGAGUGCUUUCAUCGUCGACAAAAUUCAGUCACUCUAUCAAGGUCGCCCAGCGGCACUGCAAGUAUCGGAAUGUGAUGUGCCUAUCUGUUUCAAGGAUGAAUACGAAGAGCUUGAGUACUGGACCCCUUUCGCUUACUCUGGAAACUCGUCAUACUCGGGCUCGUGCAGCUACAGUGUGUCCACAUUCACACAAUUAUGUCGGCUUUGCACAAUCUUGAACCAAAUCCUUAACAAAGUCUAUCGGGAGAAGGGGAUGAUGGAGAGUCCAGAUACUCUGAAAGACGACCUGGCUUCUCUGGAGUCUGCCUUGGCUCAGUGGACGGAUCAGCUCCCCUCUCACCUCAGCUUGAGCUUAGAUCGUGAGCAUGAUACAGGAAGCAUUCCCCCUCCACACGUCUUGUCGCUAUUGGCCAUCGCAAACUUUAUGCGCAUCCUCUUACACCGACCCUUCGUUUCAGAUGGACAUUUGCACUCCAACUCGCCCUCCGUUGCCGUGGGCUCCUUCAAGCAGUGCGCCACCGCUGCCACGAAUAUCGUCAAGCUCGUCAGAAUGUACGAUCGUGCGUAUAGUGUGAGCAGAGCACCGUACCUCAUUUCUUAUGCCACAUAUGUGGCCGCCACCAUUCAAGCUCGCAUAGCCUCGAAAAGAGGUGCCUCUUCCGAAGCGCACAGUUGUCUAAGAACAUGCAUGUCGGUGCUGCGACAUAAUUCAGCAACCAAUUACGCCGUCAGGAAAGCGAUCUAUGUCAUUGAGAACUUGAUGGCACGUUUAGGCGUCGAAGCGGGCGAGAAACCACAAAAUUCCGAAAUCAACGCUUCAACAGCGCCGAAUGAUCAUCUGCACCUCAUGUCAAAUGAUCAAGGUAUAAGCCCUGGUCACUUCGCUGAUCUGGAGGCGACCUUCGUUGCAGGUAAUAUGGCUCCGGAUCUAGAUGUCGAUGCCAUCAUUCGAAGCUUCGUACAAGAGUCUGCAAUCAACAACGAUGCCACGGCGAGUGCUGAUUGUAAUCAGUCUGUGUAUCCAGGCGAGCUGAGAUUCGAGGACAUGAUCUUUGGAUUCAAUGCAUCUGAUUUCGAUGCCAUGAUCUAG
Pseudocercospora fijiensis CIRAD86 is the source of this 2040-nucleotide messenger RNA. RefSeq lists its product as uncharacterized. Gene Ontology annotation, biological process: DNA-templated transcription; regulation of DNA-templated transcription. The transcript has a single exon. NCBI's taxonomy places the organism in Eukaryota, Fungi, Ascomycota, Dothideomycetes, Mycosphaerellales, Mycosphaerellaceae. The coding region runs from base 1 to 2040 and encodes 679 amino acids. The record is from RefSeq and is a predicted model, not a curated record. Gene Ontology annotation, molecular function: zinc ion binding; DNA-binding transcription factor activity, RNA polymerase II-specific; DNA binding.